UUACCUUUUCAUCAGACAGCCCAUUCUAGCGGGGAAGCCGUUAACUGCUUCAGUUCCUCAUCCAUGCUGUCUGCAAAGCCACCAGAUUCAAUUAAGAAAAACAGUAAUUUUAACUCGCUGAACACAGGAGCUGCUGGUCUACUCAUGGUUCCCGCGCUGGUGUUAAAAAGUCUUAAAUCCAACAAUCCAAUUUUUUAAUUUUUAAUUUUUUUAAUUUUGGUUAUUAGGUCUAAAAAAUUAGGUGUUGGUCUUAAAAAUGAGAUUAGCUCUCUAUUGUGUUAAAAAUGUUUAGUGUUCUCGCGGCACUUGCUUAGCUAGCCAGCAUUCCUGCUUGCUGCAGAAUCAAGUGACUCCCUGACCACGGCUAGCCUACGCUGCGCCGUGGUAAAUAUGCGUUUAGUUUGAGUUGGUUAAACGUAGACUGUCGUUUGCUCCAUUUAAGAGCUUCUAACUUCACUUUGUUUUGAGUUUCCAUGCUCGCUAUGUAAUUUGAGAAGCCAUGGGCAAGUGUAGGUUUAAUGAGCUGUGGUUAGAUUAAAGAGCGUGUAGGUCCUGGUUAAAAGCAGCGGAUGGGAAUCCGCACGAAGCCCGUUGCACUUUGUGCAAAACAAAUAUUCAACUCGGAACAUUAGGGGUAAAGGCUCUGGAAUCGCAUGCGAAGUCCUCGAAACAUGAGACCCAAAUAAGAGGUCUGCAACACACCAGACAACUCUCCUCCAUGCUUCCUCCUUCGGGGGACCCAGUGCCUGCAGCACCGGCUCCGCCUCCAACCUCCCAGCCACCCGCUACCGCUACCCAGCCUCCCGGUACCUCUACUCGGCCUCCCGCUACUCAAGAAAGAAUCGACCUUGCGCUGGGAUCCACGCCAACACUGGUGGCACAAGUGGUGUGGACGCUGGAAACCGUAGUUAAACACCAGUACUAUAACAGCAACGAAGGCAUAGGGAAGCUUUUUGCCCACAUGUCCCCCAAUUCCGACAUCGCGAAAACAUUUGCAUGUGGUGGUGAUAAGACGGCUUAUAUCACAAAGUUCGGUUUGGCAGAAUACAUCAAGAGGGAUCUCGUCGCGAAAGUCAACAACGGACUGUUCGUUGUUAUGUUUGAUGAAAGUUUGAACCAGGUGACCAAGACCAAGCAGCUGGACAUACAUGUUGGUUUCUGGGAUGAGGGGGAAGUCCAGUCGAGGUACCUGGGGUCCCAGUUCAUGGGACAUGCAACCGCGCAGGACUUGCUGGAGUGUAUUGACCAGCUCCAUCUAAGGAGCCUGGUCUCUGUGUCGAUGGAUGGUCCCAGUGUAAAUUGGAAAUUCUUCAACCUUCUCCAGGAGGAGCAGGCUCAUCUCCAUGGAGGUGAUGUUAUACUGGAGCAGUUCACUGUUCUCCUGUCCCUUGAGGGGAAAAGUGAGGAGUUCCACUCUUUCCAACCCAUGCGAAAGAGAGUGGACGUCUUCUUGUGUGAUGUCCUCAGCAAGCCCUACCCUGACCUCUGGGCUUUUUGCCAGAAGCUGCUCAUCUUGUCCCAUGGUCAACUGUCUGUCGAGAGAGGCUUAUCGGUGAACAAAGAGGUGGAGACAACCAACAUAAUGGAGGACACUGUUGUUGCUCGGCGGCUUGUGUGCAACUAUGUCGCUCUACACUGAGGUGUUACUAAGGUGCCACUCACUAAGGAGCUCCUGAAGUCUGUGGAAGGAGCUAGGACCAGGUACUGUGACUACAUUUCAGAGGAGAGAAGGAAGAAGGAGUUAGAAGCGCAGGCUCAGAAGAGAAAGGCUGCAGAGGACAACUUCGAGAAACUAAGAACGAGAAAGAAAACCAUCCUAGAGGUGUGUCAAGGUCUGGCCAGAGAGGCUGAUAAGUCAGUAGAAGAG
Epinephelus lanceolatus (giant grouper) is the source of this 1867-nucleotide messenger RNA. RefSeq lists its product as uncharacterized. NCBI's taxonomy places the organism in Eukaryota, Metazoa, Chordata, Actinopteri, Perciformes, Serranidae. The record is from RefSeq and is a predicted model, not a curated record.